GAGAGAGAGAGAGAGAGAGAGAGAGAGAGAGAGAGAGAGAGAGAGAGAGAGAUCUGGACGGUGAGAGAGAGAGAUCUGGACGGAGAAAGAACAAAUGUGAAGAGAAAAGCGAAGAUGCCGGAGAACAAGGCGACAGUGUACAGGACCAGCAGCUACCUGUCCCACUCUGCCUACAGGAAGAUCAAGCGGGUUCUGAGCUUCAGGAGGCGCGUGUUUGGCCAGCGGCUGGAGGAGACGGUUCUGUAUGAGCGGCGUUACGGGGUACACAUGGCACCGCUGGUGGUGGAGCAGUGUGUGGACUUCAUCCGGGAGCGGGGUCUUCUGGAGGUGGGAUUGUUCCGCCAGCCAGGUCAGGCCACGCUGGUUAAAGAGUUGCAGGAUGCCUUCGACGCUGGGGAGAAGCCCUCCUUUGACAGCAGUACAGACGUGCACACCGUGGCGUCGCUCCUGAAGCUGUAUCUGCGGGAGCUGCCAGAGCCACUGGUGCCCUUCUCCAGAUACCAGGACUUCCUGGUGUGUGGCAAGAAGAUCUCCUCUGAGAGGAAGCAGAGUUUGACAGAACUACGGCAUCUUCUUCAUCAACUUCCAGUGGCUAACUUCAACCUGCUCAACUACAUCUGCCAGUUUUUGAACGAAGUCCAGUCCUAUUCUAGCAGCAACAAGAUGAGCACCCAGAACCUGGCUACUGUUUUUGGCCCAAACAUCCUACGACCCAAAGCUGAAGAUCCAGAGAGUAUCAUUGGAGGGGCAGCCGUGGUGCAGCAGCUUAUGUCCGAGCUGAUCAGGGAGCACCUGUGCCUUUUCUCCAGGGAGGGGGGAGACAUAGAGGCCCCUGGCUCUUCACGCCCUGACUCUUACCCAUGUCAGAUAUGGAAAGGAGACCCAUUCGAGGGGGCGCACAUCCAGCCAACAGCCCAGACCCAGUCGCAUGAUUACAGUCUGGGCAUAACAGCCGAGCACCUCCCCCAACAACAGCUAGCACACCAUCCUUCCCCUUGCUCCCGCCAGCUCUCCCUGCCUCUGAUCCCUAAGAGGAGAGGUUCGGCCCAAAACCCAGAUGAAACCAGCUUAGCCACACGGCUGUCCAUCACAGACCACCAGCAGCAGCCAGCUGAGCUGUUCUCUCCAGUGAGUCUUGCUUCUGGGCCUCUGUACCACAGACACACUCUGUCCCAGUCAGAGUCCCAGCCCACUGAGACCGCAGACAGCCCCCACCCUGCCUCCCAACUCACAGAAUCUGCAUCCACAGUGACGCUACAGGCAGCCCCAGAACCCAGCAGCAUGCUGCUCAUUGGCUGGAGGGGCCCAGAGGAUCCCAGCUGGGCUGCAGAACAGGGGACUACUGGCACCAGUGGUAGCAGUGAGGCUCAGGACAGUACUCUGUCUGUCUAUGACAACCUGGACACACUACAACGCAUGGAGGAGGUGGCUGCGGAUGGUGGUGGGGGCAGCCCUGCUGGCCCAGUGGAGGUGGGCACGACCAGCAUGGCAGACACCAGAAGCUCCUGGUCUUCCUGUGAGAUUCUGUCCCUGGAAGACAAUGGGUGUGGUGUGGUCAGAACCAGCCCAGGACGGGGGUCCACUAGAUUCCCCUCCUUCAGGACUGACCCAGGAGACGAGGACCUCCCUCCUAACUCCCCAGCCUCCUCCUCUGCCCUCACUGAUGCCCCCCUGAGCACGGGCAGCUCGGAGGUCUUCCUGCCCUCUGCUCCUCCGGACCUCCGCGUCCCCCCGGCCUCCCAGGCCAUGCACUGGCUCUUGACUGGCCUCAGACAACAGAUGGCCAGGCAGAGGGCUGAGUUCGAGGCCAAGAUCCAGAGGUUGGAGAUGCGUAACGAGGCCCUCCAGGGGGAGGUGAUGGGACUGCGGACCAGCCUGGAGCAGCAGCGCCGCUGGCACAGUGUGGCCGAGAUCAAGAUCCGCAACGUGGAGCGUGCCAGGGCCGAUGCCGACCGGCGCAACACUACUCUGCAGAGGGAGAUGGAGCAGUUCUUUGAUACCUUCGGAGAGCUGAACGCUGAGGCCCGGAAGAGCGAAGGGCCACCAUGAACACAGCUCCAGUCCAGUUUGUCCCCAGCAGACUGCCACCAUGAACACAGCUCCAGUCCAGUUUGUCCCCAGCAGACUGCCACCAUGAACACAGCUCCAGUCCAGUUUGUCCCCAGCAGACUGCCACCAUGAACACAGCUCCAGUCCAGUUUUUGUCCCCAGCAGACUGCCACCAUGAACACAGCUCCAGUCCAGUUUUUGUCCCCAGCAGACUGCCACCAUGAACACAGCUCCAGUCCAGUUUUUGUCCCCAGCAGACUGCCACCAUGAACACAGCUCCAGUCCAGUUUUUGUCCCCAGCAGACUGCCACCAUGAACACAGCUCCAGUCCAGUUUGUCCCCAGCACGACUGCCACCAUGAACACAGCUCCAGUCCAGUUUGUCCCCAGCAGACUGCCACCAUGAACACAGCUC
Messenger RNA from Oncorhynchus gorbuscha (pink salmon), 2463 nucleotides. RefSeq names its product rho GTPase-activating protein 24-like. Gene Ontology annotation, molecular function: GTPase activator activity. Gene Ontology annotation, biological process: wound healing, spreading of epidermal cells; signal transduction; activation of GTPase activity. Bases 115 to 2049 code for a protein of 644 amino acids. Gene Ontology annotation, cellular component: focal adhesion. The transcript has 8 exons. Lineage: Eukaryota; Metazoa; Chordata; Actinopteri; Salmoniformes; Salmonidae. The record is from RefSeq and is a predicted model, not a curated record.